GGCAUGAACGAAGCUUGACCUCACCUUGGCCAUCCGCGAGCUGUUCAAAGUGUUCGGCCGCCGAUGCAAUCAAGAAUUGCAGGGUCGAAGUUCAUCUUUUCCUCUGGAAUCGUAACUUGAGCCGAACUGGCGCGCCGUUUGAGUUAUCUUUCAGCUGUUAUCUUAACGAAGUCAAGUACGAAUGCCUCCUUUUUAGUAGUCUGAUGAGACCAAUUAGCUCGCUUUACUUUGAGUACAACUUCGUGAACGAGACGUGAGUGCACCCAAAAUCCGUUCUUUCAUCUGUCCAGCGAUUUGCAAUGACUAAACAUUACUGAAAAGGAGGGAAAUUUCUUGUUUUUCUGAAGUAGGAGGAGAUGGCUUGUAGGCGCAGUUUGUCCACCACCGGAACCUUAAUUGCCAGAAGGCUCCGCCUGUCAUUCUUUCACAUUCACCGUGACAACCGUGAUGAAGCAAUUUGUUGUUCUCCUGAAAGGGUUUGUUCGUCUCAAUCCACUUUAAUCAACUCAUUGCCCCGAGCUUCUUCUGGGUCAAGGAAUCUUCUCGGCCCUCAAUCAAAGGCGAGACGGGGUUUGUUGUUCAUGCUGCCUCCUGGGAUCAGCUCCUCUCUGUGUAGAUUUAUGUCCAAUGCAAGCGGAGAUGAAGGCUCGUUUAAGAUUGAUGAUUUUGUUAGGGAAGUAACCACCGAGAAGGUGAUGGAUGUGGUCACUCCCCAAUCUUCUGUUAUGAGUGAGGUGGCACUUGCUGCGGCAGACUCUUCUUACCCUGUUGCCGCAAUUGAGUACUUGAUUGGUGCAGCACAUUCAUUUACCGGCUUGAAUUGGUGGGCAUCUAUAGCCUUGACAACUGUAUUAAUCAGAGGAGCAACAGUUCCACUUCAAAUAAAUCAAAUGCGUUCUACUGCAAAACUCAGUUUAAUGAGACCGCACGUGGAAGAGUUGAAUCGAACAGUGAGAGAGACGGCAAAUGCUCCUGAUGCUGCGUCCAAGUACCUGCAAAGAUUCACGUCAUUAUUCAAAGAAUAUGGAGUCAGUCCAUUCACUCCUCUGAAAGGAAUCCUGAUUCGAGGUCCCAUCUUCAUUAGUUUUUUGUUUGCUAUAAGAAACAUGGCGGAAAAAAUUCCGUCUUUUCAAACUGGUGGAAAUCUCUGGUUUGUCAAUCUGGCCACUCCAGAUAGCCUUUACAUCCUACCAAUCCUGACAGCUCUGACCUUCUGGAUUGCUGUGGAGUUCCAUUUGGAAGAAGGACUCGAGGGAACUGCUGUGGCUGGUAACCUCAAAAAUUUCUUUAGGAUCCUCACUGUUCUCUCAGUUCCAGUUAUGAUGUGUUUCCCAAAGGCGAUGUUUGGCUAUUGGCUUACCUCCAAUCUUUUCUCCCUCGCAUUUGGGUUAGUGGUAAAACAGCCAGGAGUCAAGAAAUUCCUGAAAGUUCCUGAGGCACCGGUUUCACCUGUGUCUGCAUCGCAGCAAUUCUCUCAAGCCCCUAGCUCAAGAGAAAAAGAUGAUGGCAAUGAAACAAAACUAAGAUAGAUGAGAGUGAAAGCAUUUAUUUGCUAUGGUGUAACUUUGUCCUUUAGCCCUUUACUGAACGACAGGAGCUCUAAUUUUGUUGUAGUCCCCACCCCAAGCCAAUUUGUUUUCUGACAAAUUUUUAGUGAGGAAAAAGGAAAUUGUUAAAUAAUUUGAGUUUGCUUUGUAGUGUGUACCGUCAACUGAGUCAAGUAAAGUUGUUGCGACUCUUAUCUGGAACAAUGAUGAGCCAUUUUGACCCGAGUAUUAUUGGAAAAAAGAUUUUGGAAGGA
Messenger RNA from Rhodamnia argentea, 1801 nucleotides. RefSeq names its product mitochondrial inner membrane protein OXA1-like. The transcript is spliced from 10 exons. Bases 357 to 1529 code for a protein of 390 amino acids. Lineage: Eukaryota; Viridiplantae; Streptophyta; Magnoliopsida; Myrtales; Myrtaceae. Gene Ontology annotation, biological process: protein insertion into mitochondrial inner membrane from matrix; mitochondrial respiratory chain complex IV assembly. Gene Ontology annotation, cellular component: mitochondrial inner membrane. The record is from RefSeq and is a predicted model, not a curated record. Gene Ontology annotation, molecular function: membrane insertase activity.